AUCAAAAUGCUCACCGUGUAGGCGUGGGCAAAACGAAGUCGAGGUCAAAUUUUCUCCUGCAAAUUGGGGGAAAAAGAAGCCGAUUUUGUCGCCUCCAUUCGAAUCCUCCAUAACCUUCGAAGCCCUGUUUUCCAUUUCAUAAUUUUCCCGGCGGAAGCGUUCGAUUUUUCUUCACCAAGAUGUUGAGGAUUGCAGCUCGGAGGCUUUCUUCACUCUCUUCUUCCCAUUUCAGGCCCACUAUUGCCUCUUCUUUGCCCAGUUCUCACAAGAUCAUCGAUGGCUCUGAUUCCGCCUCAUCCAGUGAUUUCAGAUCUUUCAACACCUUCCCUUUUGGACCCCACUUUGAUCGUAGCUGUAGAGGUUUUGCUUCUGAUGCAUUGACUUCAACAAAGGAAAACAUCUUAGUUCCUGAUGUUCCUGCUACUGUAGCAGCCGUUAAGAACCCUACAUCAAAGAUAGUCUAUGAUGAAUACAAUCAUGAGCGAUUUCCUCCGGGUGACCCCAGCAAGCGUGCCUUUGCUUAUUUUGUCUUGUCAGGUGGUCGGUUUGUCUAUGCUUCUUUGAUUCGUCUCCUUGUUCUCAAGUUUGUGCUUAGCAUGUCUGCCAGUAAGGAUGUUCUUGCCCUUGCAUCACUUGAGGUUGACCUCUCAAGCAUUGAGCCUGGUUCUACUGUGACGGUUAAGUGGCGUGGAAAACCAGUAUUCAUUAGAAGGCGAACAGAGGAUGAUAUUAAGUUAGCAAACAGCGUCGACCUUGGAUCACUGCGUGACCCACAGCAGGAUGGCGAGAGAGUUAAGGAUCCAGAAUGGCUUGUUGUGAUCGGCGUCUGUACGCAUCUUGGUUGCAUUCCAUUGCCAAAUGCUGGUGAUUUUGGUGGUUGGUUUUGCCCAUGCCAUGGUUCCCAUUACGAUGUCUCCGGUAGGAUCCGUAAAGGACCAGCACCCUACAAUUUGGAGGUACCUACUUACACCUUUUUGGAAGAUAACAAACUUUUGAUUGGUUAAGAGAUCAAGCUAUUUUUCUGGGGUUGUAGUGGUUUUGGAACCUUCAUCAAUGAUAAUGUCGAAGAUUUGUUGCAGACAUGUUUUAUUAUUAUUUUUUUUCCUACUCAAUGUCUUUGAGUUGAUCUUUAUGUAAUGAGAAUACUGUAACUCCCGUAUCUUGGUGCAUGAAUGAAUCUGAAUAAGUUGCUUGAAUGGGUGUUGCCCCCCAUAAAGUGAGUGCUUUUGAUUUUGGUUGGUAAUAGAACUGAUAGUGAAAUAGCCACCAAAUUUUCAUUGUA
Molecule: messenger RNA, 1282 nt
Organism: Benincasa hispida (wax gourd)
Lineage: Eukaryota; Viridiplantae; Streptophyta; Magnoliopsida; Cucurbitales; Cucurbitaceae
Product: cytochrome b-c1 complex subunit Rieske-4, mitochondrial-like
Cellular component (GO): membrane
Molecular function (GO): 2 iron, 2 sulfur cluster binding; quinol-cytochrome-c reductase activity
Source: RefSeq, a predicted model, not a curated record